ACAAGUGAAUCUCGCCAAGAGUGGUCAACAACAGCACCUGUAACCGAGAAAAAUGGUAGUUGUACUGAUUCUGAGAAAAUAUAUACAUCUACAUUAACUCUAUCAAGAUAUACAGUGUUUACUGACAAUACAGAUAUAACUGUGAAGUUUCAGUGUGGUGCCAUAUCAAUAACUGGGACAGAAGAUCAACUUUUUACACAAACGUCUGCUAAUGUUAGAUUUGCAGUACGAGUUUCAACAGUGACAUUAAAGAAUGGGAAUUCAGUUUCAUCAAAUCCAUUAGAAGUAAACAACGGGGAACCUCAUACAUUGACAUGUACAUCUAGUGUUAGCAGACCAACAGCAACUAUCAUCUGGUAUUUUGGAGGUCAGGGACAGAAAAGAGAAACUACAAAUACUUCUAGCUUUACAUUCACGCCAGAAUAUUCGGAUAAUCAGAAACAAGUUUAUUGUAUAGCAUUCAAUUUACAAACAGAAAACCAAGCUGUGUCUUCAAACGUUGUGUCACUGUAUGUAAAAGUGAAGGUAGCUAAUGUAACACUAAAGGAUGGCAACACUGAAUCAUCAGGAACACUUGAAGUAACAAAUGGUGUAUCUAAAAUAUUAACAUGUUCAGCAAGUGAAAGCAGACCUACUGCCACAAUUAUCUGGUAUAUCGGAGAAAAUGAUGAGAAGAAAAGAGAGACUGUUACAAUAUCUACAUUUACAUUUACACCAGUUAUCUCCGACCAUAACAAACAAGUUUAUUGUAAAACUUCACAAUAUUGUUGUCAUUUUUUUCCAGUAUUAGCUACCACUCCUACAAUCACAGAUCUUACAACAGAAAAAUUAGAAGGAGAUCAAAUAAAAUAUCAAUGCACUUCCUCUCAAACACGACCUGUUGCUAUAGUAACAUGGAAGUUAGACACUCGCACACUGACUGAUGUACAGAAUACAGAACAUAGUCAUGGGAAUGAUCUUAAAUCUGUUACAAGUAUUGUUACAUUUACAGCAAAUAGAACUGAUAACAACAAAACAAUUUACUGUGAAACUACAAUACCUGGUCAAAGUAAUUUAGUGAAGGCUCAAGAAAAAAUAACUGUGUAUUGGCCACCAGUGUUACCUGUUAUAUCAACAAGCAACUUUCCAUUUCUAGAAGGUCAGACAGGAAAGAGUAUUUAUUGUUCCUCAUCUGAUUAUGGUAAUCCUACAGCUACAGCAACAUGGACCGCACAAUAUGGAUCACCUGAUAGUGCUGAUACAAGGAAACUAAGGUUUCCUAAACUAACAUACCAAGGUGAUAGAAGUCCAGUAAAAUGUCAGUUGAAGAAUUUAUUCACGCAGAAGAAAGGUCUUCAGAUCCAGUCCAUACAAGUUCUAUUACAAGUUGAAUAUUUUCCAAAAGUACAAAUUAUGGCGAAUGGGAAACAAGUAACUACCAUAACGACAAGUGAAGGUGAAACGCUGUCUGUUACAUGUAAUGCCACUGGAAAUCCAACACCAAUAGUAAGUUGGGUGGGACAACAGUCUAGUAGUCCUACUUUGUCAUUUGAUGAUAUAGAUAGAGCAGACCAUGGUUACUACACCUGUAGGGCUACAUCAACAUCAUCUCAUUAUCCCAGUCAUAACUUUGCUACUGAGGAAACAUUGGCUGUCGUUGUUAACUGCAAACCAAUGGUAUGUGAUUGCAACAACGGCGCCGUUAAUAAUGACAUUAAAGCAGUGAUUGUAGGAGUUGUACUUGGAAUAAUCAUCGUAAUAGUCGUGGCAUAUGCUGGAUAUGUUACAAUACUACUGAAACGAAGAAAUGGAAGCACAGCGGAAAAUACCAUUAUCCAGCCGGCUCAACGCACUGUGCCUUUAUAUACUAAUAUGAUGUUCUCAACAAAUGAUGGUGAUGACCAACAGGGAACAGAUCCAGAUGUAACCGGAGAGUCUCAAUAUACGUCACUGAAGACUGAACUAAAAGACGAUAGACAAACAUAUGAGCAAUUGAAAGUGUAGCAAUUAAAUGAGAAAAAAAAUCAAAGAAAAAAUCAUGAUUUGGGAUAACAUACAAUCCAAGAAAAACCUACAAUUAAAUUUUAAAGAAAGGCGUACACAUCGACAAGAAAAUAGUAAAUUGAAAGUAAAUUUCUAUAGAAUGAGACAACGGAACGAUUACAGAUUUAACACUUGUCGUGCAAUCUAUUUCCAAUGCACUGUUAUGUGUAUAUAAACCACAUAAAUUAAUUCUUAGAAACCAUUGAGCAAUCUUUUGAAAGUAACAACAUAAUAUAGAAACAAUUUUAAAUUUUUUAAGAUAUUAUCAUCACUUUUUUUUGCUGAGUGGUUAAUGUUGUUGAAAUCAAACCACUUGCACCUCACCGCUAUGAUCCGAUUCGUUCAUAUAUGGUUUUUAUCGUGUCCCACGUGGAUAACGAGAUAGAGGACAAUAAGCAAUUCUUUUCGAACAGCCCUCGUAUUCAUUUAUUAUGGGUUUGAAGUCACUGAAGUAUAUGGCCACUUUGUUGUCAUUGUUAAAGUUUUAUAUCACAUUAGAACUUGUUUAUUAUUUAAGUUAUACCAAUACUGUAAAGGUCAUAUGACUGUUUCUCAGCUUUAUUGGUUGAAAAAGAGCCCAUAUGUCCUUCUGUACAUUAUUGUAGUCACAAGCAAACACUAAAAAAAUCUACACAUAAUGAUAUUCUUUGCACAAUACAUUGAAGCUGCAUGCUUCCAGAUGAGCCAAAAUAUUUUAAGAAAGUAAAACUUGAGAAAAAUGUACAAAGAUUUUAGAAAAGUAAAGGAUCUUACAGUCAAGUAAUGAGUUACAUGUUAUGUGCUAUCAUGAACUGAUUUUGCAGUAUUCAUCACCAUAUUUCUACUGUGUUACUUUCACAGAUUGGGCUAAAUUUGCUUAUUUUGACCACAUUUUUGGUAAUUCAAAUGGCUUGCAAGUGCUAUAUGCAAUGUGUAAAUUAUUUUCUUUGUUCAUUUCACAAUACAUAUAUUGUUUUUUAAAUAAAAAAAUGUAUUUUUACAAUUUUCAUGAAAAUUAGCAUUAAUGUAGAGAAUUGCUGCUUUAAUGUUUGAUUUAACUAAACUCUGAAUUUUUAAAAGAAUCUAUUAUAUACUGAACUAUUGUGAUAAUGGUGAUAUUAACCAUGAUGACAGAAAGGAAAACAUUGUAUAAGAUUUAAAAUAGUUUCAAACUAUUUAAAUUUAUCAGAAGAAUUCAUAAUACUGGGUUAUAAGACUUAGUUUAUAAGGAUGUUAAAAUUGGAAGCUAUUGAGCUGGAACAAGUAUAGAUCUCAAUGACCAUCAGAUGUUUUAAUUUAUGUAUUUGUAACCCUUUUCCCUGAUAGAUCCAAAAAUGAACAGCCUUUGCCACCAGUAUAGCGCCAGACCAGCCGGGACAUACAUGUAUGUGUAGUCUGAUAAGGUUCUUUACUGUUAGUUGUUUGACUUCAAAAUUUCAUUUUGAUAUCACUAAAAUUGAUAAUGAACAGUCCCAAAAUGGAAGCUUGACAAAUUCAUUUAUGAAAUUCAACAGGGUAAGGGUUAAAGGUGAACAACUCUUUUCCUGCUGCUGUUACCUCUCUUUAUAUUUGUUAUUUACAAGGGAGAAAAUUGAUUGUUAUAAUUUUUAUAUUCAGUCUCUAUUAGAUUUGUCUUUUUAUGUUAAGAAUGACAUAUAUGUUAUAUAAGAAAUACUUUCAGUGUGUGCAUGUUUGUACUUUUUCCUGUUGCAAUAACAGAUGUGAUUUUUUUCUCACACAGAAAUCCAUACAUUAAUAUAUAAUUUUUCCUUUCUAUGAGUAUUU
Messenger RNA from Ruditapes philippinarum (Manila clam), 3786 nucleotides. RefSeq names its product roundabout homolog 1-like. Gene Ontology annotation, cellular component: cell-cell junction. The annotation marks the transcript as partial. Gene Ontology annotation, biological process: cell-cell adhesion. The record is from RefSeq and is a predicted model, not a curated record. Gene Ontology annotation, molecular function: cell adhesion molecule binding. The transcript has 9 exons. NCBI's taxonomy places the organism in Eukaryota, Metazoa, Mollusca, Bivalvia, Venerida, Veneridae.